This is a messenger RNA of Puntigrus tetrazona (Sumatra barb), 1231 nucleotides long. RefSeq names its product thioredoxin domain-containing protein 15-like. Gene Ontology annotation, biological process: cilium assembly. NCBI's taxonomy places the organism in Eukaryota, Metazoa, Chordata, Actinopteri, Cypriniformes, Cyprinidae. Gene Ontology annotation, cellular component: cilium. The record is from RefSeq and is a predicted model, not a curated record.
GCGCCGGAACCGGAAGCCUUUACCUCUUGAGUCCAUUGAAAGAAAACAUCAACAUCGACGUCCUCACGAAUCAUGCGCCGGGUCUGAAGUCUCUGGAAUGGCCUCAGCACCGGACCGGCUCCUCGGGGUGGCGAUCUGGCUGAUUAUCGCCGGACUCGUGCGUCUGUCAGACGGAGAUGCGCUGGACGUCACCGGCCCGUCGGACCCGGAGCAGCUGGAGCAGCUGGCGGGAGAAGCGUGCUCCGAGGGCCGCUGCGAGCCCGAGCCCGAGCCGGAAGCGCCGCUGUCCGGAGAAACCCCGAGCCACAACCUCACCGAGACCAAGACCUUCAAAGUGAGCUGCGAUCAGCGGAACAUCAGCGGCGUCGAGCUCUUCUCGGUGCAGAUACUCAACUCCUCUCAGGACCUGAUGGAGCUCCUGAAUGCUAACAGCUCCGAGUGCUCCUUGGUUCUCUUCUACACCACGUGGUGUCAGUUCGCGAACCUCGCCCCUCACUUCAACGCCCUGCCGCGAGUCUUUCCCAGCAUGCACUUCCUGGCUCUGGACGCGUCCCAGCACAGCAGUCUCUCCACACGCUUCGGCACCGUGGCCGUCCCCAACAUCCUGCUGUUUCAGGGAGCCAAGCCCAUGGCCAGGUUCAACCAGACCGAGCGGACGCUGGAGACGCUCAGCUCCUUCAUCACAAACCAGACAGGCUUUGAAGCCGGUCCGGAUCCGUCUGUUCUGGAGGAAGACCGCUCCGGACCUCUUCCCGCGCUUCCCGUCAGAGGCAUCGACUGGCUCUUCGUGUUCUCGGUGCUGUUUAUAUCCGGCUUCACGCUCUACGCCAUCCUCUGCUCAGACAGCAUCCGCUGGCUCAUUCCAGGACAAGACCACGAGCAUCAGGACUAGACUCAGAUCUCACGCAGGAAAUGAACCACUGUGAAGAAUCUGCUCGUUCACUUCUGUUCUUCUGUCAGCUUUUACUGGACUUGGUUUAAAACAGCAAAAGACCAAUUCAAAUGCAAAACUCGUGCCUGACGUACAUAAACACGGCUCAGAAUGAAAGCACAGGGAGGUCGUGUGAUCUUAAUGUACUUGGAAGGAAGUAAUGGAUCCCCCACAAUCCUUUGCACUGACAGCAGGUCAUUAAAAGAGCCAGUGCUAAACGACUCUAUUUCAUAACGAGCUACAUUUUUUUGUAAAUGGAUGCUACCUGUACUGCAUUAAUAAAAAGUAAGUUAAUAUAAA